AUGGCGGCGACGGGCGCCACGGCCGCCGAGCUGGACCUGUCGCCCGAGCAGCUGACCCGCGCGAGGGCGGAGACCCCAAGCGUGCAGCGCGCGCUGCACUUCAACCACGCUGGGGCCUCGCCGCCGCCGGAGCCGGUCCUCGAGCGCGUCGUCGCCCACCUGAGGCGAGAGGCAGAGGUGGGCGGGUACCAGGCCGCCGACGAGGUGGCUGACGAGCUCGCGGGGGUGUACGACGCGAUCGCCGCGCUGCUGGGCGCAGCCCGCGACGAGGUGGCGUUGGUGGAGCACGCCACGCUGGCGUGGACGAAGGCGAUCUCCAGCGUUCCCUUGGGCGCUGGCGACGUGGUGCUGAUUGCGGGCCGAGCGGAAUACGCGGCGAACAUGGUGGAAAUCUUACGCCUUUGUAAGGAGAAAGGCUGCUCGGUGAAGGUGGCGCCCUCGGACUCCACGGGCCAGGUGCCUCGACAUGGAGCCGUGGGGCCGCCAGGUGCGCCUGGUCGCGCUCACGCACGUGCCCACGAACGGCGGCCUGGUGAACCCCGCGGAGCUCGUGGGCGCCGCGUGCCGCGAGCGAGGCGUGCUCUUCCUGCUGGACGCGUGCCAAUCGGCGGGCCAGCUCGAGCUCGACGUCGGCAGGCUGGGCUGCGACUUCCUCGCCGCCACCGGCAGGAAGUUCUUGCGCGCGCCCCGUGGCACGGGCUUCCUGUACGCCAGGCGUUCCAGCCUGGAGCCCUCGGGGAGCCUGCGCUGCUGGACCACUGGGCCGCGCCCCUCGCGGAGGACGGUCGCAGCUACCAGCUGAGCGGCACUGCGAGGCGCUUCGAGUUCUGGGAGGGCGCCGUGGCCAGCCGGCUCGGCCUUGGAGUCGCCGUGCGGUACUUCCUGAGCCUGGGCCCCGCCGCCGUGGAGGCGCGCGUCGUGCGCCUGGCGGCGCAGCUGCGCGCGGGCCUCUGGGCGGCGCAGGUGCCGGGCCUGGAGGUGGUGGACCUCGGGGCCAGGCGCUGUGGCAUCGUCACGUUCCACCUCGGCGCCCAGGGGCCCCCCGCCGCGGAGCUCAAGAGAGCACUGAUCGAGCGCGGCGCCUUCGUGUCCACGUCGCCGCCCGCGUCCACGGCGCUAGACGCCCAGGCGCGGGGGCUGCCGGAGCUGCUGCGCGCCUCCGUGCACUACGUCAACACCGAGGAGGAUAGAGGUGGGCCGCCUCGUCGAGUUGGUGUCCGAGUGCGCGCGCCACUGGCGCGCCUCGCGCUAGUAACGCGUGCGCGCGCUGGUCGCGCGCCGCCCACUGCGCGGGGCAAAUCGCGCGGUCGACCGCGCGCUCCCAAGCUUCUGCCCAGAGGCUCGAAGCGGGUCCAUGAUUAG
Molecule: messenger RNA, 1362 nt
Organism: Prorocentrum cordatum
Lineage: Eukaryota; Dinophyceae; Prorocentrales; Prorocentraceae
Source: the annotation of a GenBank genome assembly